CACACUUAAUUACCUCCGUCCCACAAUGGCAGUGGAGAAGACACUGGCUUCCGACAUGCCUCGCUUCACAACCAAGCGUGUUUAGCAGAUAAUAUUUCGAAUUGGACAUUUUUCUAAAUAAAGAGGUCAAACAAUUGGUUUUCAACAAUGAGGCCUCCGGUGGAAGUCAGCGUGUUGAUCCUUUCUCUUUCGGCUCCUGGAGUUUUCAUCACCAUGAACAAUAUCCCUGCGCUUCAGGAACCUCUUCCUAUCCUGGGAAUGGGAAUGGUCGUCCUGGGACUUGUUCUUCUUCUCCUUCUCCUCACUGUGCGAAACCUGAAGAAAGUGGACCCCUUAUUCUACGUGUUUGCAGGGUUUUCCUUCACCUGCAUGGUGUUCCUGACCAAUGCUUUAGAGCAGGAUGGGUUCAUCUCUGGCUUCAUGGCCUUCUACCUAAAGAUGGGUGAGCCUCAUCUAAGAACCGCCUAUGCCGUGAUGACGUCUUACUGGGAAGGUGUCGUUCACUUGCUCCUCUUCCUCACCAUCAUCCACCGCAUGUUCAGAGGGAAGUCCUAUCGUAGCCUGGGGCUGCUGUGGGCCGGCUCCUCCAUCGGCCAUCACAUUGUACACAUCCCGGGAGUGGUUAUUGGUAAAUACGGGUCUAACAUUCAACCAGCCUUUUGGAGGAAUGUCCCCUUCUUCUUGGUGCCUUUCUGGGCGGCCUCGCUGCUAUUUAGCCGACCCAGAGAGAUGCCAGUCGUGACAGCAGACAAGAUUAUAGCAGAGCAGAAGAAAGGAUUGCUGUCUCGACCUGUUGACCUGCUUCUGUCUCUUCUGUUACUUGGAGCGAUGGCCUUCUCUGUUUUCAGAGGCUUUGUGGUGCUGGACUGUCCUCUCGACGCCUGCUUCACCUACGUCUACCAGUACGAGCCCUACCUUAAAGACCUUGGCUUUCCAAGAGUCAUGAUGCUGGUGUAUCUUUUCUAUGCUCUUCCCCUGCUGACUGUCUUCAUCUAUGGUCUGAAAACACCUGGAUGCAGCUGGAUGUUGGACUGGACCAUCUUCUUAGCCGGGGCCAUGGCUCAGACCCAGUGGUGCCAUAUCGGAGCAUCUCUGCACUCCCGCACUCCCUUCACGUACCGGGUCCCAGCAGACAAAUGGUGGCCUGUUAUCACCCUCAAUGUGCUGCUGGCUGCUGUGCCGGCUCUGCUGGCCCUGCGCUGCCACAACAACCCCACUUAUUUCCUGAAACCUGUUCCCGAGGGACAGACCAUCAACGAAAAGAAGAAAAACUAGACUAGACCGCACACCAGCCACGGACUGUUGAGGAAUACUUCACGCUGUGCUGAGUCUAACGUUUUCUGAGGACUUUCUUUGGC
Molecule: messenger RNA, 1358 nt
Organism: Etheostoma spectabile (orangethroat darter)
Lineage: Eukaryota; Metazoa; Chordata; Actinopteri; Perciformes; Percidae
Product: transmembrane 6 superfamily member 2-like
Biological process (GO): lipid homeostasis; regulation of lipid metabolic process
Cellular component (GO): endoplasmic reticulum-Golgi intermediate compartment membrane; endoplasmic reticulum membrane
Source: RefSeq, a predicted model, not a curated record